Molecule: messenger RNA, 1513 nt
Organism: Frieseomelitta varia
Lineage: Eukaryota; Metazoa; Arthropoda; Insecta; Hymenoptera; Apidae
Gene: SCCRO4
Product: DCN1-like protein 5
Exons: 7
Coding region: 506-1291 (261 amino acids)
Biological process (GO): protein neddylation; positive regulation of ubiquitin-protein transferase activity
Cellular component (GO): ubiquitin ligase complex
Molecular function (GO): cullin family protein binding; ubiquitin conjugating enzyme binding; ubiquitin-like protein binding
Source: RefSeq, a predicted model, not a curated record
UUGCUACUAUUAGAUUAAUGCAAAUUAAUAACGAGACGUCGAUAUCUAUUUUUAUUCCAUAAUUGUCCGUGCUAGUGAGGAAUAAAUUCUAGAUUUGGUAUCCCUGCGAAAAAGGCAUGCCGUCUCGAAACGGCAAUAAAAUGAAAUAAAGUUGAGCUGCAAAAAAAUUUUAUUUAACCGUGCAGCGUUUAGAUUAGACUACGAAGCAAGUUUUAUAUCGAUGUUGACUUUUGACUCCGAGAAAUACAUUUCUGGUACAUUUAUUCUAGUGGUUCGUUCAACAAGGUCAUUUGCAUCAUCACAUGUACGAAGUGCUUAAAGCUAAAGUGAAAAACAUUGAAGAUUACGAUAUACUUCGAUUAAUUGCCGAACCUAACCUCAAACUCGAAUCUUACAACUCAAAGGAAAUGCCAGUUUAGCCAGUAUAAAUCAACUAGAUUACGGAUCCCUCAAAUCUUUCUAAUCUUUUACGUUACUUACGUUGUUGCUGCGUGUUAAAAGAGGGAUGCCACGCAGCAAGCGUAGAGCGCCCUCUAGCACAAAUCAUCAUACAUCUAUUGAAAUGUCACCUAGUGCCCACGAAGAAGGUAUAUCAAGGCAUCCGUCAAAAAGACUUAGACAUACAUCUAGUGCAAGACGUUAUACAAAAACAGAAGAUGUUUCAAGUGCUUCAUCUUUCUCUCAGAAACGUUGUAUCACAUGGUUUAGAGAAUACACAACACCUGAUGAUUCAGAUACUUUAGGGCCUGAAGGAAUGGAAAAAUUUUGUGAGGAUAUUGGUGUAGAACCCGAAAAUGUAGUAAUGCUCGUUCUUGCAUACAAAAUGAAUGCCCGACAAAUGGGUUUCUUCACGCUAAGCGAAUGGUUAAAAGGUCUUUCGGACUUACAGUGUGAUUCUAUUAGUAAAAUACAACAAAAACUUGAGUACCUAAGGAAUCAAUUAAAUGAUCCACAUACAUUUAAGGGAAUAUACAGAUAUGCUUAUGAUUUUGCUAGAGACAAAGAUCAAAGAAGUAUGGAUAUGGAAACUGCAAGAGUUAUGUUACAAUUACUUUUGGGAAAACAUUGGCCAUUGUUUACACAAUUUGCUCAGUUCCUAGAUCAAUCAAAGUACAAAGUGAUUAAUAAAGAUCAAUGGUGCAACAUCUUAGAAUUUUCUCGAACAAUCACUCACGAUUUAUCCAAUUAUGAUUUAGAUGGAGCAUGGCCAGUAAUGCUUGAUGAAUUCGUUGAAUGGCUAAAAAUACAGCGAGGUGACGAAACACCAUUAACGGAAGCUAGAGGCAGCUGAAACACUCAAUAAUAAUAGUCUACUAAAAUAAAAAGAAAUCAUCUCUUCUCUCACGAUAUUUUGUUAAUAACGAAAUUUCUGUUUUUAUCAUAACCUCGCAACAUUUCAGUUAUCAUCAAUCUUGCUAUAUUUUUUAUUAAUCAAUGAUAAUGUAAGUAGCAUCUUAAUAUGAUUUUACACUGUUACGUGUUAUAAAUGAAUCUUGAUUAGAAAUUUUCUAAA